UAUCUCACUAAAUAGAAAACGUAUCUGAAUUUUUUCUAUUCUAAUUCUGAUGGAUUGGAUGAGUUUCAUUCUAUGUCAACUUCCUAGUUGUGUUAUAACCUAGAAGUUAGAACUAAAAUAUACUAUAUACAUAUAUAGAUAACAAGCACUCAAAAUAGCAAGAAAGAAAAAAAAUGGGAAGGUUUCUUCUGUCGUCGCUGAAGGAGGCAGCUGUUGUAGCGGCGGCGACCACCGCAGCAGCAGCUGGAGGACAAUCACUGUUAGGAAGCAUAAAGAUAGCAGUUUUGCCAGUAGCAAAAGUAUUCACUUUGUGUUUCCUGGGUUUCUUAAUGGCUUCCAAGUAUGUUGAUAUCUUUCCUGCAAAUGGCAGAAAGCUUUUAAAUGGGUUAGUGUUUACACUUUUGCUGCCGUGUUUAAUCUUUUCUCAACUCGGACAAGCUAUUACUCUACAUAAAAUGCUUCAAUGGUGGUUUAUUCCGGUGAAUGUUUUCUUAGGCGCAGUCUCUGGCUCUAUAAUAGGUUAUGUUGUUGUCACCUUAGUCAAACCUCCAUAUCCAUACUUCAAGUUCUCAAUCAUACAGAUUGCAAUUGGAAACAUUGGGAACGUACCACUUGUUCUGAUUGCAGCUUUAUGUAGAGAUACAUCCAAUCCUUUUGGCGACACUGAAACAUGUAGCACUCAGGGAACUGCAUACAUUUCAUUUGGACAGUGGGUUGGUGCAAUCAUUCUCUACACAUAUGUAUUUCAUAUGUUAGCCCCUCCCCCGGAAGGUACUUUUGACAAUGAAGAUGGGAAUGUUCCCCUUAAGAUCCCUCAGAAGGAUGGCUCUCCAGAGAAUGUUCCAUUGCUGGAGCAAGAGGCUUCAUCAAUGGAUUCAAACAAUUCAAACAAAGGAAAGAUGAAAAGUUUUUUACUGUUUGUUUAUGAAAAGUUAAAGCUUAAACAAAUCCUUCAACCCCCUAUUAUUGCAUCUAUCCUAGCUAUGGUAAUAGGUGCAGUGCCGGUUCUGAAGAAAAUAAUAUUUACACGAGAUGCUCCACUUUAUUUCUUUACUGACAGUUGUAUAAUUCUUGGGAAAGCUAUGAUUCCAUGCAUCUUGUUGGCAUUAGGAGGCAACCUUGUUGAUGGACCAGGGCCUGGAAGUUCAAGAAUUGGUGUCCGAACACUGGUGGCUAUUAUAAUUGGGCGGUUAAUCUUGGUGCCUCCUGCAGGGCUGGGCAUUGUAACACUGGCUGAUAAGCUUGGUUUCCUUCCUGCUGAUGAUAAAAUGUUCAGAUUUGUCUUACUCCUUCAGCAUUCUAUGCCAACAUCUGUCCUUUCUGGUGCUGUUGCUAAUUUAAGAGGUUACGGAAAGGAGGCAGCAGCUUCGUUGUUCUGGGUUCAUAUAUUUGCAGUUUUCUCCAUGGCAGGAUGGAUUAUUCUCUAUCUCAACAUACUCUUUUAAAACUAGCAAUCACCAGUCCUUCUGGUAACUAACAGCCUGAGAGAGCGAGUAGAUUAGAUGGAUGGUUUGUCAGGCCCUGCAACCAUGAAUACUGCUGAUAGUAUUUUAUUUUAUCUCUUGAUACCAUUUCUGUAUCAGCUGAUUGUUACAUAUUCAUGUUAAUGUUCAUACCAUCAAACAUGGGAAUGGAUGGAUGGACUUAAAUUUAGUUUUUUAUGAAGCCACAAAUUUUAAAAUUAUUUAGUAAUCAAUUCCAUGGCCUCCACUCAGGAGGAGGGCUUACCAAUGAAAGAUUGCAGAAAUGUUUUAUA
Gossypium raimondii (Peruvian cotton) is the source of this 1756-nucleotide messenger RNA. RefSeq names its product protein PIN-LIKES 6. The transcript has 10 exons. Gene Ontology annotation, cellular component: membrane. The record is from RefSeq and is a predicted model, not a curated record. NCBI's taxonomy places the organism in Eukaryota, Viridiplantae, Streptophyta, Magnoliopsida, Malvales, Malvaceae. Gene Ontology annotation, biological process: endoplasmic reticulum to cytosol auxin transport. The coding region runs from base 174 to 1445 and encodes 423 amino acids.